Kwoniella mangroviensis CBS 8507 is the source of this 900-nucleotide messenger RNA. RefSeq lists its product as uncharacterized. NCBI's taxonomy places the organism in Eukaryota, Fungi, Basidiomycota, Tremellomycetes, Tremellales, Cryptococcaceae. The coding region runs from base 1 to 900 and encodes 299 amino acids. The record is from RefSeq and is a predicted model, not a curated record. The transcript has a single exon.
AUGUCUUCCGAUCGCCCCAACGAGACCAAUGCGGGAGACCCCAAAAUCUCAGUAUUCUAUUGGUCUCUUCCCGAACACCCCUCUGCCAAAGAAUUGUCAUUAAAUCAAACAAGAUGGCAUGGGACCGAUCAAAGUGGUAGAGAAGGACUCGAUCAAUCUAUUCGGAAAAGUACGAAUUUCGAAGCUGCUUAUCGUUUAGUCGAUUUAUAUGACGACACGAUGAGAGCUUCACAAGCUUCAAAACUGAGGUUGAAGAAAGAUAUCAGAGAAAGCGUAACGGCAUUUUUCCCUAGUUGGAUUGAACCUAAACCUGGAUAUACUUAUCGACAUAUCAGUGAUGGAACACUGGUAAGAAAUGGAACAUAUAGACAGAAAGAGGUGAGACCUACUACGGUCAGAGAUAUUCAAAGGAUCAAUAAGAUCUUUGAAGAGAAUAAGGAUUUGAAUGGAAUUUUGAUAUUCGGUACCACACACGACCCUGAAGAUAAAGAGAAAUAUCUUUCAUCUUCUAUCGUGAAUUCAAUGAAAAAUUGGUGGUCAGGAGGUGAUACUGCUCAGCGAGAUGAAAGUGGAAGUGGACGUGACAGUGCAAUUACUGAUAUUAGAAUGCUUGUGUCAUCUUCACCUUCUUCAAACACAUAUACGCAAAAGAGGGAUAGAUUGCUUGAAUUUUUGGAUCAUUAUAAGAUUGAUAAUGAGCUUAGCUAUACCCGAGCUCAGGAGGCUUCAAGUGAACAUGCUGAAUACGGAUGUGAGGUAAUGAAGGUUUGGGAGGAUAGUCUGAAUGGUUUCCAAGCUUUAGAAUCUGUAGAUGUCACUUUAUCGGAAGUUGAACAAGGCGAAAAUAAACGGAUGGAGAUCAGGAGAACAAAGAAUGGGAGUUCGUUUGCUAGUCAAUGA